AUGAAUUAUAAUGAAUAUUCAGGACAUAUUUUAGAAGAAGAAACAGAAUAUGAAAGAUAUUCUCGAUUAGUGAAACAAAAUUCAGAUGAUUUUGAAUCAUGGGAGGCUUUGAUAAGAAUAGUAGAGACUGCAGAUGGGGGGUUAAAUAGAAAUUCUUCUCCACAAGCUAUUGGUACUAUGAGAAAUGCAUAUGAUCGAUUUCUUACAAAAUUUCCGUUAUUAUUUGGAUAUUGGAGAAAAUAUGCGGAAUUAGAAUUCUCUAUAGCUGGAACAGAGGCAGCAGAGAUUGUUUAUGAAAGAGGAGUUGCAGGUAUAUCUAAUUCUGUUGAUCUUUGGACAAAUUAUUGUGGAUUUAAAAUGGAGACAAGUCAUGAUGCAGAAGAAACAAGAGAAUUAUUUGAACGUGGAGCUACUCAUGUUGGUUUAGAUUUUUUGUCACAUCCUUUUUGGGAUAAAUAUAUUGAAUUUGAAGAACGUAUGGAAGCACCUGAUCGUAUUUUUAUGAUUUUAGAUCGUGUUAUUCAUAUCCCAAUGCAUCAAUAUGCUCGAUAUUUUGAGAGAUAUACUCAGGUUGGAGCAACAAGGCCUAUAUCAGAACUUCUUCCACCUGACAUAUUAAACUCUUUCAGACGAGAUGUUCUUGCUGAACCAGCUUCUUCUAUCCAGGCUGGACAACAACAAAUAAAAAUGGAACGUGGUGAACUCGAAAUUGAAAGGGAAACUAGAAUGAGGAUACAUAAUUUGCAUUUGGAAAUAUUUAAUCGUACCCAAGUAGAGACCACAAGAAGAUGGGUGUACGAAGCAGAAAUACGUCGUCCAUAUUUUCAUAUAACUGAAUUAGAUGAAGCGCAAUUAGUUAACUGGAGAAAAUAUUUAGAUUUUGAAGAAACAGAAGGGAAUUUCAAAAGGAUUCAAUUUCUUUAUGAGCGUUGCUUGGUUGCAUGUGCACUAUAUGAUGAAUUUUGGUUCCGAUAUGUUCGGUGGAUGUCUGCACAGGAAAACAAAGAAGAAGAAGUCCGAUUGAUAUACCAACGCGCAUGUUCUACUUUUGUUCCUGUUUGUCGACCCGCUAUUCGUCAUCAAUAUGCUUAUUUUGAAGAACAACUUGGUCAUGAAGAUAUUUCUAGAGCUAUGUUUGAAUCUAUACUUGUUAAGCUCCCUGGUCAUAUAGAAACUAUUAUUUCAUGGGUUAAUAUGGAACGACGUCUUUCUUCUAGUAUUGAUAAUUCUAUUGCUAUAUUAAAACGAUUUAUUGAUAGUAAUACGUGUGAUAUUUAUGCAAAAGCAGCAUUAACUACUGAAUGGAUAAGAUUGAUAUGGAAGUGCAAAGGUUCUGUUGAUGAAGCUCGUGAAAUGUUUCAAAAAAAUGCCCCUAAAUAUCUUGAUAGCCGUUAUUUUUGGAUCAAUUAUCUUAUGUUUGAAAUGGAACAACCUGUUUCUCCUGAUACUGCAGAAAAAGCGCAUUGUCGUAUUCUUAAUGUCAUUACUCAGAUUAGAAAAACGGCUCGUCUUCCUCCACUUGUAACUAAAGAUUUAACACAUAUUUAUAUGGUUUAUCUCCUAGAACGCGCACCUAUUUCAGAUGCCAUUUUAGAAUAUAACAGGUUAGAUCGAGAAGUGAAUGGGCCUUUUAGUGUUCAGAUUGAGAAUAAACAAAGAUUGUCAGAAGAUGGUGAUGCUAAAACAUAUGAACGCAAACUUCGACUCACAAAUGGACAUCCUGGUGUAGAGAUCAAUGAAGCAGAUAUCCGUGCUGGAAAAAAUCCUUAUGAUCAGUAUUAUAUCGAGCAAGGAGAAAUACCACCUAUUACGGUGGGACACAAUGCUCAACAAGAAACUUAUUCGUAA
Messenger RNA from Pneumocystis jirovecii RU7, 1848 nucleotides. RefSeq lists its product as uncharacterized. The record is from RefSeq and is a predicted model, not a curated record. The coding region runs from base 1 to 1848 and encodes 615 amino acids. The transcript has 11 exons. Gene Ontology annotation, biological process: mRNA 5'-splice site recognition; RNA processing. Gene Ontology annotation, cellular component: U2-type prespliceosome; commitment complex; U1 snRNP. Lineage: Eukaryota; Fungi; Ascomycota; Pneumocystomycetes; Pneumocystales; Pneumocystaceae. Gene Ontology annotation, molecular function: protein binding.